UUUGCGUACACAUAGCGCUUACGUCAAGUGAUUCUCAAUCGUGUCGUAUAUUUUGGUUGAAAGAGUUUUCAGCUGUAGGUGAAACAUGUCUCAAGAUGUGGUGAAAGUCGUGUUCAAACUGUACCAUCUUCCAGACUCCAUAGAAAUAAGUCUGAAGGACGACAAGGGUAGAAGAAAUGCCGUCAACGUUGCCCUCCUUGGCUCAAUCCAUGGACUUGGUCGGUGGAAACUCGAGAAACAGCUGGUUGCCAAACCCUCCGUGUUUGAAACUGAUGUGUGGGAGGUCACUGCUGAACUUCCGGUUUCUUCGUCCUUUGAAUGGUCGUGGCUGGUGGCUGAUGACACGAAAGUCUUCUACUGGGAUCCCGCAUAUGACAGAAGGACCCGACUGUCCUACCACGACGGGGUGAUGCAUACAUCCUGGGGUCGGGACCCGAACUAUUUUGUCUCCCAAACCUGCGCCCUGAAGCUGGAAACUCACUACUAUUGUGGGGCAGGAGAAGCCCUUGCUGUUGUAGGCUCCGAGCCUUGUCUUGGAUCCUGGAAGUCCAAGAAAGCACUGAUGGCUCACGAGUAUCCGGAGAAAUCUGGUCACUGGCGGGCAAAUACUCUACUGGACGUCCAUCGUGACUACCAAUGGAAAUGGGCGGUCGUUGACGUGAAGACACACAAGGUGAAGAGAUGGGAGGAGUGUCCCAACAGAUUCAUCUCCACCAACUGCGAUCAGCUUUCCAUCCGGGCACCCUGGAAUAAGGCAUCGUCCAUCUUAUCCCACUCCUCCACCACCCAGAAGCAGAUGAUAGACAUGGCCAAGGUGGCCAAGUUCUAUGAUGCCGUGGAGAACUGUGAUGAACUUGUUAAGUCUGAGAUGAUUUCCAGCUGGCAGACACCACAGGAAACAAGCAAGAAACCCUUUGUCAUCACAGAGAUGGAUAAGAAAACAUCCCCAUUGCCAGCCACGGUGUCCACGCAGAUGUCACAACAGAAGGUCAAAAGUCAUAAGUCAUUUCUCAGGAAGGUUCCAGGACUUGUGUGUCAUGUGGCUAAAUUCUUGAGUGACUGUUACCACUCACUGGUGUAGUUUCAUGAUGUCUUGGUCUCGUGGAAGCGUACUUUGACUAGACUAUAUAUGCCAGUGUUUCCAUUUUUGUGUUCUGUUGGAAAAACCAAAAAGAUUUGACUACAGUCACUGAUAAUGUUACAUGGUAAUCAAAAUGUAACCUUGUAAAUAGAUAUCAUUAUCUGUACAUAGCAUGAUAUA
Molecule: messenger RNA, 1261 nt
Organism: Haliotis rubra (blacklip abalone)
Lineage: Eukaryota; Metazoa; Mollusca; Gastropoda; Lepetellida; Haliotidae
Exons: 4
Coding region: 86-1081 (331 amino acids)
Cellular component (GO): membrane
Molecular function (GO): starch binding
Source: RefSeq, a predicted model, not a curated record